This is a messenger RNA of Racocetra persica, 745 nucleotides long. The record is from the annotation of a GenBank genome assembly. Lineage: Eukaryota; Fungi; Glomeromycota; Glomeromycetes; Diversisporales; Gigasporaceae.
AUGCAGUCACGAAGAAUUAUUGAUAAAAACGUUGAGAAUCCAACUUAUGGUCAAGCACUUCAUAAAGAAAAUCUAUUAGUUGAAUUAUAUGAUACUGGUUCUGGUGUGGAUCCUGCAUAUGCUCAAAAUGCUUGGAAAAGCUUUUCACAAGGCGACAUGUCAAUAACCAAAAAGAAAGAUGGUACAGGACUUGGUCUUUCAAUUUGUAAAAGUUUAGUAGAAAUUAAUGGAGGAGAAAUUAAUGUAGAAAGUCAAUUAGGAAAAUGGAGUAAAUUUUGGUUUACAUGGAAUAUUGAAUUAUUAUCAAUGACUCCUUCGUUAUUAAGAUCACAAUUUACUGAGAUAGAUUGUAUUAUGAAACAAAAACGAAUAUUAAUAAUUUAUCCACUUGAAAGUAUGAGAAAUGCAAUUUUAAGAUAUCUUAAAAUGGCUAACAAAAUUGAUGCCUUUGAUACCUUUGAUAAAGGUAUUGAAGCUGCUAAAGCGCAUAAACAAUUACAUGAUCGAUCUACUUACGAUAUAGCUUUCAUUGGUCUUUAUGAAGAUAAUGAAGCGGAGGUUACAAAAGCAAUACUAGAAUUAAGAAGAUUGGAAGUAGAUAAUAAUAUUGUAAUAGUACUUAUAGCAUUUCCGGGUAUUGAAGGAAAUGUUAUUGUGGAAAAAUUAACUAGCAAAGUUGGAGGAACGAUUUCUGUUCUUUAUACUCCAAUUACUUGGAGAAAGUUAUCCAACUUGCCCAUAUUUA